Dendronephthya gigantea is the source of this 2240-nucleotide messenger RNA. Its product is annotated as nuclear receptor coactivator 5-like. The transcript has 7 exons. The record is from RefSeq and is a predicted model, not a curated record. Bases 184 to 2004 code for a protein of 606 amino acids. Gene Ontology annotation, molecular function: RNA binding. NCBI's taxonomy places the organism in Eukaryota, Metazoa, Cnidaria, Anthozoa, Malacalcyonacea, Nephtheidae.
UGAAUAUCAUGAUUACUUGAUCAAAUAUACGUUCGGAUUUGAAUUGUAUUUCGUACAAUUUUUCAUUAUUUUAUUGGGCAGUUUCGUCCGCGAGGGGAGAAUCUUUUCCUUUACGAAGAAAUCGAGAAACGUAGGAAAGGGUAUUUGGGGCAUUCUGGUUAAUUACAUGUACAACCAGCAAACAUGAGUUCGGAAAGACGAGAUGAUAGAAAGGACCGUGAGGAUAGAAAGGACCGUGAGGAUAGAAAGGACCGCGAGGAUAGGAAAGAUCGUGAUUUUCGUGUUACCACUCGUCCUAACGACACAAACCGGAAUGACACUAAGUCUAUCCGUUGUCGAGUAUUCGUGGGAAACCUAGCAACUGAGGAUCUCUCCCGGCAGGAAUUUGAAGAUAUCUUUGCUAAACAUGGACGUGUCAUUGGUUGUUCAGUCCAUAAUGGAUAUGGUUUUGUCCAGUAUGAAAAAGAAGCCAGUGCUGAUGCUGCCGUUGCAAAGGAACAUGGCUCCAUUAUCAAGGAUAAAAAAGUUGAUGUGAAUUUGGCUGGUGACAGACGAAAAGAGAGGCGUCCACCAAUCUUAGGUGGUGGGGGAAGAGGGAGGGGUUAUCCUGGUGGUAGGCCACGAGACCGUUCUCCAUCACCCAAAGCAGGCAGACGAUAUGGCGAUGAUCCAUUCGCUAUUCCCGGCUACAGAGAAGCCAGAGAUCGCUACAGGGAUGAACAUUCAGAUUCCUCAGACAGACCUGCAAGCUCUUCAUAUGGGCGGCCUCAUGAUGAGGUUCCAGCGAAGAAGUUACGACCAGAUUAUGACUUUGUACCACUACCUCGUGAUCCAUAUGCUCCACCGGCUGGUAAGCCUGUUGAAGCGCCAAUAGACUGUGAGAUCAUUAUCAUCAACAAACAACAAAUGGCGUAUGCAGAAUCUGUGGAGAAGAAAUUAAAAUCCUAUGGCUUGGUUGUGGAGUGUGCCCACCUCCCUGAGACCGUGCCCUUGUUGGAUGAACUGGAGGAUGCAUCCAAGCGGGGAGUCUUGUUUGGAAUCAUUAUCAGCAGCCAACAUGAAGUACAUCGCUCUGUGACUGUUCACAUCUUGCAUGGAACACAACAAGAACACAGGAAUAUGCCUUUAGCAGAUGCAAUACUUCUUGUCAGUCGUAAUUUUGACACGUAUAUGCAAGCUCUUCAAGAUCGUGAGCAAAUCCGGGAAAGGGGGCCGCCCCCUGUUGGCGGCGGCGACCCCCUCGCACCGAAGAAGGGCUACGCCGGUACCCCCGGUGCUGUAUCUUCAAUCGUACCCUCGCCGUAUAGUCGUGAGGUUAGCACUCUUUUAAACAUCGCGGCGGACGGGAGACCGCUAACCGUAGACGAGUAUUCGUUGGUCAUAGACGAGUUUACCAAGCUUCGAAACGAUUUGCUUAAAAAAGAAGGAAGAGUACCACCCUCGUCCACAGGUCCGGCGUAUCAACCCUACAACAAUGAUCCACAAUCGAUUGCCUUACAGCAGGCUGAACUGCAGGCAAAAAUAUUGAGCAUCCUCAAUCCGACCUCAAAGCUUACCACAGAGACAAAGGUGUCUACAAACAAGACAGAGUCUGUUUCCAAACCGUCGAUACCAGUUUUGACUCCAUCACACACUGCGUCCACCGCAUUUAAGGCUCCCAGUGUGCCUGCCUCGACCUCACAAACAAGCAACGCCAUUAGUUUGGCUCUAUCGAACAUGCGUGCUGGCACUUCUCAGAAUGCCACCCCAGCCCGUACUACCCCCGCUCAGGGGGCAACCUCCACUUCUCCGUACUCUGGGUAUCCAUCAUCCGCUGUACAGUCACAGGCUCAAUAUCGUAGCCCAACACCCAGGCCCGCUCAACAACGUGGACCAGCCCCCAGAGCACCUCCACCCACCGGGAGUGCUGGUUACCCAAGAUACCCUCCUACUGGACAAAUGAACAUGCGUGGUGGAUAUCGUGCUACCUAUCCCAAUAGUUACCCUCCACAAGCCAGAUAUUAAACACCGAUGUUUCAGUUGGUAGUUAUGGAAAGAUAUUAAACCUUUUCGAAGAAAACAUAUCGAAGAACAAUUGUACGCAGAAUAUUGAAACUCGGUUAUGCUUGAAAUUUACGGUCUGGUCUAUUUUGAAGUGGUAACAAAGGAUAAUUAAGGUCGAAUUUCUUUAUUGGCAUGACUCAGAGAAUUGUUAUCGCUAUCGUUGCUGAUAUUUUAUUAAUUGUAUUUUAAAGUUUUUA